This is a messenger RNA of Theileria orientalis strain Shintoku, 363 nucleotides long. Its product is annotated as U6 snRNA-associated sm-like protein lsm4. Gene Ontology annotation, biological process: spliceosomal snRNP assembly; P-body assembly; nuclear-transcribed mRNA catabolic process. Gene Ontology annotation, cellular component: P-body; spliceosomal tri-snRNP complex; U6 snRNP. The record is from RefSeq and is a predicted model, not a curated record. The coding region runs from base 1 to 363 and encodes 120 amino acids. The transcript has 4 exons. NCBI's taxonomy places the organism in Eukaryota, Apicomplexa, Aconoidasida, Piroplasmida, Theileriidae. Gene Ontology annotation, molecular function: U6 snRNA binding.
AUGGUGUUGAUUGAGCUUAAAAAUGGAGAAACAUAUAGCGGAAUCUUGGAUUCCUGUGACUCAUUUAUGAAUAUGCACAUGGUCAAUGUUGUUUGUACAUCAAAGAAUGGUACAGAGUUUUGGAAGUUAAAUGAAUGCUUUAUACGUGGAAACAACGUCAAGUCCCUGAGGCUGCCUAACGAAGUUGCAGAAAUCGCCAAGGAAGAAAAACCACAAAGUAAGAAUAUAAAUAUAAAUUUAUAUAAUAAUAAUUUUUCAGUAAAAAUACCAACAAUGCCAGCAUCCCUUCGCGGAAGAGGAAGAGGAGACCUUGGUGGAAUGAGAGGUAGAGGGAAGAUACCUUAUCCUUCGGGUAGAAGAUGA